Messenger RNA from Zasmidium cellare ATCC 36951, 1179 nucleotides. RefSeq lists its product as uncharacterized. Gene Ontology annotation, molecular function: FAD binding. The coding region runs from base 1 to 1179 and encodes 392 amino acids. The transcript has 3 exons. The record is from RefSeq and is a predicted model, not a curated record. Lineage: Eukaryota; Fungi; Ascomycota; Dothideomycetes; Mycosphaerellales; Mycosphaerellaceae.
AUGUCAAAUGCGAAUAAUGCCGUCAUUGGCGCGGGGUUGACAUUCGCUCGCCUCCUGCAACAAAAUGGCAUUUCGGUCACUGUCUACGAGGCCGAAUCGGACCGACACUCUCGCAAUCAGGGCGGGAGUCUCGACCUCCAUCCCAAGUAUGGGCAAAAGGCUCUUUCUGAGGCUGGCCUACUGAACGAGUUCCGAAAAAUCGCUCGUCCGGAAGGCGAAUGCAUCAAGCUGAUCGACAAGGACGGCAACGUCUUGGCUGAUGAGAACGUCGAUGGAAACCGCAGGCCAGCGGAUGACACCGACAAGCCGGAAGUGGAUCGUACUGCGUUGAGAGACCUGCUUCUUGAUUCCCUGAAGCCGGAUACAGUACAGUGGGGCUGCAGAGUUGACCACAUCGAGGAGGCAGCCAAUGGCACGCACGACGUUCACUUCACAAACGGUGCUGUCACGACUGGUAUCACGCUGCUAAUAGGCGCUGAUGGUGCGUUCUCGAAAGUCCGUCCACUUGUCACAGAUGUCGAACCAUUCUAUUCCGGAAUCACGAUGGUCACCCAAUGGGUUAUGGAUGCCUCUACCAAGAAGCCUUGGCUCGAUAGAUACGUGGGCGCUGGGAGUCUGAUGAUGUUCGACGAGGGCCGACUGUUGAUCUGCCAGCGUCAGAGCGGAGAUUCUAUAAGAACAUAUGCUUCGCCGCGGAAGCCAUUGUCUUGGACCAAGGAGAGCGGUAUAGAUUGGAACGAUUAUACCGCUGUGAGGAAGGCCUUUGCGGAAGAUUACUUUGGCAACUGCGGCGACGAUGUCAAGCGAGUGCUCAACGAAUGUGACGACGAUGCACACUUGGACAUGCGGCAUCUGUACAUGCUGCCCAUCGGAUUGACAUGGUCAUCGAAGCCGAGCGUGACGCUCUUGGGGGACGCUGCUCACCUCAUGACUCCUUUCGGAGGAGUAGGCGUGAACGCCGCCAUGGCCGACUCCCUAUACCUAGCCAAAGCACUCAUCACGCAGAAGAGCAACCUCCACACCCAAGAAGGUAUCUCCCGAGCCAUUGAAGCUUACGAACAAGACAUGUUCCCUCGCGCCGAGUUCUUCGCCAAGAAGACCUACGACGGUCUCGAGCACCAUUUCAGAGCCACGGGAGGACAGGAGUGGUCGGAGAAGUUCAAGAAGAGGAAUUCGUGA